This is a messenger RNA of Pipistrellus nathusii (Nathusius's pipistrelle), 873 nucleotides long. Lineage: Eukaryota; Metazoa; Chordata; Mammalia; Chiroptera; Vespertilionidae. The record is from the annotation of a GenBank genome assembly.
AUGGUUGAGAUUGAGCAGGCUGAGGCCCAGCUCUCUGAGUUAGACCUGCUGGCCAGCAUGUUCCCUGGUGAGAAUGAGCUCAUAGUGAAUGACCAGCUUGCUGUAGCAGAACUGAAAGAUUGCAUUGAAAAGAGGACGAUGGAGGGCCGAUCUUCAAAAGUUUACUUUACUAUCAACAUGAACCUGGACAUGUCUGCGGACACAGUGGUGAUGUUUUCUCUGGCCUGUAUUCUUCCUUUUGAAUACCCUGCAGUUCUGCCUGAAAUCACUGUCAGGUCAGUAUUAUUAAGUAGAUCCCAGCAGACUCAGCUGAACACAGAUCUGACCACAUACCUACAGAGGAAUUGCCUAGGAGAUGUCUGUAUACUGAAUGCCACCGACUGGAUUAGAGAACAUGCCUCUGGCUAUGUCAGCAGAGACCCCAUCCCUCCCCCCAUUCCGGGAAGUACAGUCCAGCCUGUCCGUGUCAUUCUCACGAGACUCUGGAUCUAUAGCCAUCACAUCUACAACAAGUGCAAACGGAAGGACAUUCUGCAGUGGGCGAAGGAGCUUACCCUGUCAGGGUUUAGCAUGCCUGGGAAGCCAGGCGUGGUCUGUGUGGAAGGCCCCCAGGAUGCUUGUGAAGAAUUCUGGUCAAGACUCAAAAAAUUAAACUGGAAGAGAAUUUUGAUUCGCCAUCGAGAAGACAUUCCUUUGGAUGGUACAAAUGAUGAAAUGGAAAGAUGGAGAAAAUUUUCAGUUUUUGAAGAAAAAGUGUUCAGUGUUAGUGGAGCCAGAGGAAACCAUAUGGACUUUGGUCAACUGUAUCAAUUUUUAAAUGCCAGUGGAUGUGGGGAUGUUUUCCAGAUGUUCUUUGGCGUGGAAGGACAGUAG